Molecule: messenger RNA, 3723 nt
Organism: Macrosiphum euphorbiae (potato aphid)
Lineage: Eukaryota; Metazoa; Arthropoda; Insecta; Hemiptera; Aphididae
Source: the annotation of a GenBank genome assembly
AUGACAAUUAAUAACAGUCUUAAAAUACUUCAAUGGAAUCCAAAUGGAUUCUACUCCAAAUUAGACGAAAUCAAUUUACUAUUAAACAAAUACUGUCCAAUCUCAAUAUGUCUACAAGAAACUAAUUUUAUCAACGACAAGGUCUGCUCCCUAAAAAACUACACAACAUACUACAAAAAUAGAACCAAUGCUGGCAGAGCCAGUGGUGGCGUGGCAAUCUAUGUAAAUUCAAAUUAUCACUCCGAAGAAAUUAUCAUUAAUACCAAUCUAGAAGUGGUUGCAGUAAAUGUUUUAAUCAAAAAUUCAAUAACAAUCUGCAAUUUAUAUCUACCAAACUCUCAAAAUUUUGAGCAAUCCGAUAUUCAAAACAUUAUUAAUCAACUCCCCUCCCCUUAUAUUCUCUUAGGAGACUUUAACAGCCACAGUCCUUUGUGGGGCUGCUCCACUCUUGACUCACGAGGAUCAAAAAUCGAGCAAACACUAUACAGCAACAAUGACCUCAAUAUACUUAACAGUGGCCAAGCUACAAGAGUUAGCGCAAGCACGGGACACUUUUCAGCCAUCGACCUUUCAUUCUCAUCAGCUACAAUCACUCCCUACAUAGAUUGGGAUGUCAUACCAGAAUUAUCAAGCAGUGACCACUUUCCUAUCAUUAUGACGCUAAAUCACACAAACUCCCAUAAUCAGUAUACUAGAAAAAAAAAAUGGAAAUUAAAAAAUGUCGACUGGAAUAUAUAUCAAACGGAAAUUGAUAAAAAUAUUGACUCAACUCCUUGGACUCAUACUAAUAAUGUAGAAGAUAAGAUAAAACUCUUCACCGACCUCAUUAUAAAUACAGCCUCUGACGUUUUCGAAUUAACUAGUUACUCUGGAAAGAGACCUCCAGUCCCUUGGUGGAAUAAAACAAUUAAACAAGCUAUACGGAAAAAAAAGACUGCCUUUAACAGAUACAAACGAACCUUAGACCUACAAGAUUUUAUACAAUUUAAAAAAAACAAAGCGCUAGUCAGAUACCUUAUUAAAAGUGAAAAAAAAAAGUCAUGGAUAAAUUUUACAUCUAGUUUAAACAGUCAUAUUUCCCCAACCUUAAUGUGGAAUAAAAUUAAAACAUUAAAAGGAGUCCCUUUUACACAAAUAAAAACACUGUUGGUAGGGCAAACCGUUUUUACAGAUCCUAAAGAGAUAACCAACCAAAUAGGACAGUUUUUUUACUCUAACAGUAGUAACUCUAGUUUGAAUCCAGACUUUUUGAAAUUUAAAGAAACGCAAGAAUUGAUUACCUUACCGAGCCCCACAACAGCAACAAGUCAAGGUUCAAUUCUCAACGAUCCUAUCACAAUGUCAGAACUUAACUCUAGUCUUGAAGGGAAAAAAAGUAACAGUUGUGGACCAGACAACAUACCUUUCUUAUUUCUCCAGAACAUCUCCAUUAAAGGUAAAAUCCUACUCCUCGAGUUGUAUAACAAUGUUUGGUCGUCCGGCAUUAUACCAUCGUUAUGGAAAAAUGCUAGCAUUACCCCUAUUCCUAAGAAAGAGCAAGACAAACAUAAACCUUCAGGAUAUCGCCCUAUUUCUGUCUUAUGUAACCUGAGCAAAACACUUGAAAAAAUAAUUUUUAACAGGCUUAAUUGGUAUGUACAAAGAUUCAAUCUGUUAUCUCCAAACCAACACGGAUUUAGGAAAUCUCACUCCACUUCUGAUUGCCAUGUUAAAAUUGAAACAGAAAUACUAGAAUCUUAUGCCAACAAACAAACCAUGAUUCUCAUUAGUUUAGACCUUCAGAAAGCUUAUGACACAGUCUGGCGACAUAGAGUUUUAAAUAUACUGAGGAAAUGGCACAUUAAUGGGCAAAUGUUACAAUUCAUAACAAGUUUUCUUAAAGAACGUUCUUUCCAAGUAAGAAUUAAUGAACACAUGUCAGAUAAAUUUGAUCUCGAGAACGGAGUCCCACAAGGAUCCCCCCUGAGCAUUCUACUUUUUCAAGCUGCAAUCAACAACCUACCUGAUGAAAUUUCACAUCCCGUCAAAUCAAUUAUGUUUGCCGAUGACACACAUAUUUAUCUCAAAGGGAAAAACAUUAAAUCAAUGACACGUCAACUCCAAGAUUGCCUAAAUGAUCUGUCCAAGUGGUGCUUCCACUCAGGUUUUAUUUUCUCACCAGAAAAAACCAAAUGUAUAAUGUUUACCAAAAAGAAACAAAGUUUAAAACCAAAGUUAUUUUUGGGAAACACACCCUUACCUUUUGUAAACAACAUAAAAAUUCUAGGUUUGAUUUUUGAUAGCAAGCUUACUUGGAAACCUCAUAUAAGUAAGACCAAAACAACCACGACCAAAAGUAUCAAUAUCUUAAAAACGUUGAGCCACGCUGAAUGGGGAGCUGAAAGUAAUAUAUUAAUCAACUUAUAUAGAUCUCUCGUUAGGUCCAAAUUAGACUAUGGAUCCAUCUGCUAUACCAAUACAAACCCUAAUAUUCUUAAAACAAUUGAUAUAAUUCACAACAGCGGUCUAAGAGUUGCAACUGGAGCAUUUAGAAGCAGCCCCAUUCCAAGUAUAUUAUCUAUCUCUGGAGAACCUCCCCUUCACAUUCGUAGAAUCAAAUUAGCUCUAAAUUAUAUUGCUCGCAUCCUAUCUUCCCCAGAAAACUCAACAUUACCAUUUUUAACACAAAAUCGUUUUGAAAAUACAUUUUGCUCCAAUCCGAAUCUAAAAAAACCACUGGGUUUAAGGAUGUUAUAUGAAAUGUCACACACCAAUAUUGAUCCUAAUUUAAUUAUCAAACGAGAAUGCAGUGUGGUGCCUCCUUGGAGGGUUCCAAAAUUUCUUGUGGACACUAGUCUAGCGGAUCAUAGUAAAAAAGAAACGUUAAAUGUUAUGUAUAAAAAUUUAUUCAAUGAAAUCAUGGACUCUUUUCCAUCUGAACCACAAAUCUAUACAGAUGCAUCCAAAACAAACUCAGGUGUUGCGAUCGCUAUCAUAAACGGAGAGCAAUCCAUAUCGUACAAAUUAUCAGACCAUAACAGUAUAUAUACGGCGGAAUACUUUGCACUCCUGGAAGGAGUCCACCUAGCAUUUCAACUACCCGAUUCCACCAUUAACAUUUGUACAGAUUCGCUCAGCGCUCUAAACAAUCUGAAAUAUAAUUUACACUCAAGCAUCCUAGCAAUCAAAAUAAGCAACAUCAUUGAAAAAGCCAACAAGAACAUACGGUUUAUAUGGACACCUGGCCAUUGUGGAAUUGAUGGCAAUGAGAAAGCUGACAAAGUAGCUCGUGAAGCAGUAAAUAACCCUCUGACCGAAAUACGCACGUACUCCUCACUCAUCGACAUCCAUAGGAAUGUCAACACCUUUUGUACCAGUUUAUGGGAAUCUGAAUGGCGUCGUACAACCAAUAACAAACUUAGAGAAAUAAAAAAUACUACCGAAUACUGGCCUAAGCCCCAUACAUCAAAUCGCAAAGAUGAAGUAGUUAUCAAUAGAUUACGUAUAGGUCACUCUAAGAUGUCCCAUGGACAUCUUAUGCGCAGAGAAGAACCAGCAAUGUGCCUAACCUGCGGAGAACCUCUCACAGUCAAGCAUCUCCUUAUCCACUGCCGUAUCCAUAUAGAUACCAGAAAAAUUCUAAAAUUGCCCGACAACCUCUUUGAAGCCCUCAGCCCUAUCCAUUACAACACCAACAAAAUAAUCUUAUUUUUAAAACAAAUCGAUAUGUAUAACUUAAUUUAA